UUUUCAUAUGCUCAGAAAAUAAUCAAAGUUAACUUUCGUUGAACAGCUUUGCUGCAUCCUUACCAUGGGGUGUAUGCAAAGCAAACCAUUGUGUAAAUGCCAAUGCUUCGGCAAAAGGGACAUAUCUCUAGAUGAGAUUUACAAAGUACCAUCCUGUACGACUGAGGCUUCUCUUGAAUCUUUGGAGCGAGAAAUCAUAAGAUUUAAGGCGCGUCAAGAACAAGCUGCACGAAGAAGAAGUAGUUCGAGCUUAGCCAAGCAAGUCACUCAAAGCAACCAGUCAACACCAUAUACCGUCCAAUCAACCCAAGAGCUUCGCACAGAUCGUACAUCGAAAUCAAGUGCUUCAUCACCUGUACUAAAGAGAGACCAAGAAAUUAAGAGUUCUAUACUUGUCUUCAGAGCUACAACAGAACACCAGGAACGCAAAGAGAAUCCUUCUUUGGCAAGAGUUGUCAAAGAAGAAGCAAUUAAUACAACAUCUGCAAAGACCCAAGAGCACAAAGAGGAUACCCCUCUCUUAGUUUCUUCAGUAGGCGACACAGCACCCAAGGACAGUGGUGACAAUGACAAGGAUAUCCCUACGUCCUCUGAUGUAAUGGUCAAGGAGGAAGUUGUUGACGCAGCACCAAAGGAAAGUGAUGACGGUGACAAAGAUAUUCCUACGUCGCCUGAUGUAGUGGUCAAGGAGGACGUUUUGGACGCAGCACCCAAGGACAGUGAUUACGCUGACAAGGAUAUUACUACAUCGUCUGAUGUAGUGGUCAGGGAGGAAGUUGUGGAAGCAGCACCAAAGGACAUUGAUGACACUGACAAGGAUAUUUCUACGUCACCUGAUGUAGUGGUCAAGGAGGAAGUUGUGGACGCAGCACCAAAGGACAGUGAUGACACUGACAAGGAUAUUCCUACGUCACCUGAUGUAGUGGUCAAAGAGGAAGUUGUUGACGCAGCACCAAAGGACAGUGAUGACGGUGACAAGGAUAUUCCUACGUCACCUGAUGUAGUGGUCAAAGAGGAAGUUGUUGACGCAGCACCAAAGGACAGUGAUGACACUGACAAGGAUAUUCCUACGUCACCUGAUGUAGUGGUCAAAGAGGUCGUUGUUGACGCAGCACCAAAGGACAGUGAUGACGGUGAAAACGAUCUCCCUAUGUCACCUGAUGUAGUGGUCAUGGAGGUCAUUGUUGACGCAGCACCCAAGGACAGUGAUGACACUGACAAGGAUAUUCCUACGUCGCCUGAUGUAGUGGACAAGGAGGAAGUUGUGGACGCAGCACCAAAGGACAGUGAUAACGGUGAAGAGGACAUCCCUACGUCGCCUGAUGUAGUGGUCAAAGGGGAAGUUGCCGACGCAGCACCCAAGGACAGUGAUGACGCUGACAAGGAUAUUACAACGUCGUCUGAUGUAGUGGUCAGGGAGGAAGCUGCUGACGCAGCACCAAAGGACAUUGAUGACGGUGACAAGGAUGUUCCUACGUCGCUUGAUGUAGCAGUCAAAGAGGACGUUGCUGACGCAGCAUUCAAGGACAGUGAUGACGGUGACAAGGAUAUUCCUACGUCGCAUGAUGUAGUGGUCAAGGAGGACGUUGCUCACGCAGCACUCAAGGACAGUGAUGACGUGGUCAAGGAGGAAGUUGUGGACGCAGCACCAAAGGACAGUGAUGACACUGACAAGGAUAUUCCUACGUCGCCUGAUGUAGUGGUCAAGGAGGAAGUUGUGGACGCAGCACCAAAGGACAGUGAUGACACUGACAAGGAUAUUCCUACGUCGCCUGAUGUAGUGGUCAAGGAGGAAGUUGUGGACGCAGCACCAAAGGACAGUGAUGACACUGACAAGGAUAUUCCUACGUCACCUGAUGUAGUGGUCAAAGAGGUCGUUGUUGACGCAGCACCAAAGGACAGUGAUGACGGUGAAAACGAUCUCCCUAUGUCACCUGAUGUAGUGGUCAUGGAGGUCAUUGUUGACGCAGCACCCAAGGACAGUGAUGACACUGACAAGGAUAUUCCUACGUCGCCUGAUGUAGUGGACAAGGAGGAAGUUGUUGACGCAGCACCAAAGGACAGUGAUGACGGUGACAAGGAUAUUCCUACGUCGCCUGAUGUAGUGGUCAAUGAGGACGUUGCUGACGCAGCACUCAAGGACAGUGAUGACGGUGAUAAGGAUAUUCCUACGUCGCCUGAUGUAGUGGUCAAUGAGGACGUUGCUGACGCAGCACUCAAGGACAGUGAUGACGAUGAUAAGGAUAUUCCUACGGCGCCUGAUGUAUUGGUCAAGGAGGAAGUUGCUGGUGCAGCACCAAAGGACAGUGAUGACGGUGACAAGGAUAUUCCUACGUCGCCUGAUGUAUUGGUCAAGGAGGACGUUGCUGGCGCAGCACCAAAGGACAGUGAUGACACUGACAAGGAUAUUUCUACAGCGCCUGAUGUAUUGGUCAAGGAGGACGUUGUUGACGCAGCACCCAACAGGAGUGAUGAAUGUGACAAGGAUAUCACUACGUUGCCUUAUGAAGUUGUCAAGGAGAAAGUUGUGGACGACGGAGCACCUAAAUGCAGUGAUGACGAUGACAAGGGUAUCUCUACCUCGCCUGAAGUAGUGAUCAAGGUCAACGACAAGUCCUCGGCAAUUAGCAAAGGGAAGCGAAACAUACCGAAGAAGAGAUCGAGGCUAUGUGAUCAGCAAUUUCAAGCGAUUUUCACAAAUCAAGUGACAGGAAAAUGCCUAGACUUUUCUCAUCGAGAUGUGAYCCGUCAUCCUCUAAGCCGACGCGAAAGACUUUCAUUAGUUAGUACUGUUCUUGAUGAUAAUGACAUACAUGAUUUGGUCCUACAUCGCGAACAUGAUGAAGACGAAACGCUUUACCAAGCAACGCGGAUCAAGGCACAAGAAAAACACAUGGGUUCUGCCCUUCAAGCACACAACACUGACGCAUCGUCACAUAAGUUAAUUGAUGUCAAACAAGACGCGUUAAAAGUUUGUGAAGUUGAAAGAAUCGAUCCAUACAAUCAAGACAUCGAUGGAAGCCAUGAUGUCAAAGAUGUGCCUUCAGGAGCAGUUCUUGUCAAAGAGGAAUCAGUUAAAAACAUUAAUGGAUCAAUUUGCCAUAAAGUCAAAAAAGUGUCUUCGUCAGGAGUUCUUGAGAUCAAAGAAGAAGCGAUUGAGAGCUUACUCAAGACUGAUGAAGUGGAAGCCAAGAGGAAACAUUCGUCUGUCCAGAGUGACACCCAAGGUUCAACAAGAAGGACAAGAAGUGAGCAAACUUCUAGACGUAGAGAUGAAAGGCAACAACCUACAGCCCCAUUGCUUGAUGUCAACAAGAAGGAAAAGCGUGUGGACAAGAAAAGGGUCCCUGAUCCGAAAUUCCAAGCAGUCUUUAUAAACCAAGUAACAGGGAAGUGUUUGGACUUUACGCAGAGAGACAUGUCUCGACUUCCCUUAAGCCGUCGCGAACGACUUUCAUUAGUCACUACUGUGCUUGGUGACGGAGACAUCCAUGACUUGGUUCUGCAUUCUGAACAUGACAACGACCCAACWCUUUACCAGGGAACACGAGCCCAGAUUGUGAGUCACCAGGCGCACGAAACUGAUCUUUCCUCACGUCAAUUAUUUCAUCCUGAGCGGGAAGCGACAAUUGGGUCACAAGCCAAGUCAGAAACAGGUGGCUCAAGAAUUAUCCUUGAAAAAGAAGAGAAAGCUGGUUCACGAACGAAGGAAGACCCACUGUURGAGGAAUCUGUGUCAGCUAUUCAACCUCUGAAGCUUUUCACCGAAUGCAACGUGGAACCAGAUCGUUCAUCGAUCCCKCUUUCCAAAGAAGACCUGGUUGGCGUAACAUCGAUGGAGGAUGAACCGAGCAAGGAGCCGGUUAAAAUGGAGAAACCUCCUGUCAAAGAAAUUAGUUCAUUGUCCAAAAACGAGGAGUUGUCCAAACUCACUUCCUGUGAUACCAAUGAAGCAUGUGGUGGAAUUCCUGGCAUUGAGAUUCGUGAGGGAAAAAUGGACAGAAAAGAUUUGAUUCAGGUCGGCAAAGACGCUUCAAGUCAAUUGUUCAAGAAACUUAUGAACACAUUACCAUUUAAAGGAAUGCCAAAUGAGGGCUCAACAACACGCAAAUCCAGUGACACAAGGGGUGAAUAUACCUUGGUAAAUACACAAGAUGAUCACCAGAACCAGGACUGCGAUCUUCCUUUGUCAGCAUCUGAAGAUGAAAUACUUCAAGAAUCACACCAUGACAUCCACAGGAUAACGUCAAGAAAGCUGAAAGUAGACGAAGAGCUGGAGAAUCAAAUGAUAAAAGCUGCAAUGACGGAGAUCAAUCAACAUCGCGAGAUAUCUCAACUCAGCCCAAUCAGCACUGCGUUUGUUGUAAAGUUUCUCAGAGCGAGAGAUUUUGAUGUCGAUGAUGCAGUAGAACUGUACCACAAGUACAUGGUCCAGAGAAAAUUGUAUUUCGAAAGUGAUUUCUCACCGACAAAAGCUCCUUUGAAGCAAGAACUCUUUUCUGGAAGGUUUACAAUGCUUAAUAAGCGUAACGACAACGGAGCAGCCGUUGCUGUUUUCAUGGCUCAGCGAAAUUCCCGUGAACGAAAGCACAACGUUGUGUUGACUAGUGUUUACUUACAACUAGACGAGGCACUAAAAAGUCCACAGACACAAAUCAAUGGUAUGGUACUACUGUACGACUUUACCAAUACGUCAUAUUUGACAAGCGAUUCACAACUGUGUGUCAAUAUUAUCAAAUUGCUCAAGGACGAGUAUCCAGUUCGCCUCACWAAAACCUUCAUCAUUUCCCCACCGUUUUGGGUGGAAUCAGAACUCAAGUUUUUCACAACUUUGYUGCGAGACAAAAACAUWCAAAUCGUCUCCCGAUCAGCWMUAAAGAAACAUUUGAGUUUGGAUUGUAUUCCUGAGAGUCUUGGAGGAACACUUCACGUUGACCACAAGUCUUGGAUAGACCAAUGCAUGCUGGGAUAURCUGAGCAACUUGGAGAUGAGCCAAUAAGGAGGUCAAGACGAGACAAUUAUAGUGGAUAACAUCAUCA
Molecule: messenger RNA, 5040 nt
Organism: Exaiptasia diaphana
Lineage: Eukaryota; Metazoa; Cnidaria; Anthozoa; Actiniaria; Aiptasiidae
Exons: 13
Coding region: 65-5032 (1655 amino acids)
Cellular component (GO): membrane
Molecular function (GO): phosphatidylinositol bisphosphate binding
Source: RefSeq, a predicted model, not a curated record